AUUUUUUUUUAGAAUUAAAACAAAAUUCUUUUUAUAUGAGAUAGUGCAUACGUAUGGAGUAUGGACUAAAAACUGAAUAGGUAUCUAAACUUUUUUUUUUUUUUUUUUUACAACGGUAUCUAAACUUUUAAAUUACAAAUUAUAUACGUACAUAUAUUAAUUAUAUAUAAUAUCUAAAUAAGCAAAUAUUCUAAAAUUAAUAUUUAUAAAUUGAAUUACCAAAAAACAAAUUAUUAAAAAUUAUCUGAGUUAUAUGAUAUGAGAGAGUUUGUUUUUUCAAAUUAGAUCGCUGAAGAAUUUCAAUCUCGUAAACAAAUCAGCUUAUCAGAAUUAAAUUAUUUUUUUGUCAACCUUUUUUUCAUCAAACCCAAAUGGGUUUUUUUUUAACUAAAGGCUUUCAAUUUAAAACUUAAACUAUUACAAGAUAAGAUUGGAAAUCUUAUAGUUUGGAAAAGCUGGAAUGAAACAAGUUUCAUGUAAGAGUGAAUCUCAAACCAAUGAAACAACAAAGGUUGAGACUAGAUAAACCACUGAUGGUGAAAAAGACACUAGCUAAUGAUAGGAGCCACGGCCUCGUCGGCCACGGUUUCCUCUCUCUCGGACUGUCUUCCACUCCAUGUUUUGGUACUUGAUGGGAGGCUUUGACUCUCUCCCACCUCUAGUCAAGCUGAACGAGUUUGAAGGCUCAAUUUCAGCUUUAUUCACUUCUUCUAACACUGUAAAACGAGAAGGACUCUCAAAGGCACAAUGAUUAGUUGAUGUGGUUAAAGGAUCAAUAACAGAGGACUCUAGGACCUUGUUAUUGAUAAUACUUGAUGGAGAGGUUUCCAUAAUCUGUGAAUAAGUGGGAGUAGACUGUGCAUCUACUAAUAUGGAGUAAGCAGAAACUGAGUUAAGCGGAACAAUGGGCUUCUCUUGUUGUGAAUGAGAAGAAGGAGAUAAAGUUUCAAGCACAGCGACAAGGCGUACCUCUUCUAAGACGUGGCCAGACUCUGGAGUAGGAAUCAAUAGGUUUUCAAUAGCUUUUGGAUCCUUUGGAUGCAUAGUCGAUGAUGGUGAAGCCGAAGUAUCCUUUUCAUGUAGAAUAAGAUCAAUAUCCACAACAGGGAUCUCACUAGGAACAUCUUUUGUCUGUGGCAGCACGCCUGAAUCGUUAGCCGGCUUAGAAGGUAAGAGGCAUCUCUUUGCUUUGUGGCCAAGUCUACCACAUCUUUCACACGUAGAUGGAACCCAAAUGGGUUUUGUUUAAAGGUACAAUGCAUUAAAGAGCAAACCCAAACGUAAAAUUACAAAAUAAGAUCAAAGGCUAGUGAAAAACACUUGUAAUUAAUAUGUUGAGAGACUAAUCACAAUUAAUUACAAUGGAAUAAUCAGAAAGAAAUAAAAAUAUCUAAUCUAUUAAAAGAGGAGUACAAAAUUAGAUUAUCCCUUAGUUUUCCAUUAUAUUUACAAUGACAUGCCACUGGAGUUAUUAAUUAACCUACCUUUUAGGAUUUUUGUCUUUUCUCUUCAAUUAAUGUAUUUCCAAAUCAAAUUCUAGCUAAAAAUAAUGGCAACAAUAAUUAAUAAACCUAGAUUUUAGUAUUCUUUGUUUUUUCCUAUUUAAUAUGUGUGUUUUAAAAUAAUUAAUUCCAUAUAUACAUUUCGCAAUUACAUACAUUAUAUGUAAUUAUUUUACUAAUUCCACAUAUACAUAAUAAAUAGUACUCUCUCUGUUUUUUAUAUAAGUCGUUUAGAAGAAUUUUUAUGUUCCAAAUUAUAUGACGUUUUCGGUUUUCAAUAUAAAAUUUAUUAACACUUAAUGUUAUAUGACCAAUGAUAAUAUACUUUCUAUUUUAUUUUUGGUUGAUUUGUGUUUAGAUAAAUAAUUUAAUGAUGUUUUUGUUUAGAAAAUAUAAAAACAUUAAUGAUUUCUUAAUCUAUGUACACAAUUCUAAAAUGACUUAUAUUAAAAAACAUAGGGAGUAUACAACAAUUUUCUUAUACAUAAUCAUAAAAUUUUGAAAUGUCAUAUUAAAAAAAAUUAUUGUGUUUAGAAAUGUCAUAUUAAAAAAAAAAAUAAACGGGUAAAUUUUAAAAUAUAUAUUAUCACUUAUACAAAUAUAUAUUCAUUUAUGAAAAAAACUAACAUCCGCGCGGGUGCGCGGGUCAAGCUCUAGUACAAAGUUAAGGGAAGAAAAUAUCUCGUAAAAUUUCCGUGAUUAUGUUCCAUUAGGGGAUCCUUUCCUAAUAAGAUGUGUAUAUAUAUAACCUGAACCACAGAAGGUGUAAAACAUCAUAUCAGUAAAAAUGAACAAUCUCUCAAUCUUUCUAUGUGUUGUCUUCUGCAUGAUUAGCCAUAUAUAUGGCGACAUCAGGAUUGCGAACGAACUCAAAUUCAAUAAAUAUCUGUGGAUAAGUUGUUUCUCCGGAGACGACCGAAUGGAGCCAGUGAUUAAAAAACCAGGAGAACACCAUCGUAUUUACUUCCGCACCAACUAUUGGGGGACAACGCGUUUCAUGUCUACGUUGAGACAAGGACCUAACUAUAGACACUCUCGGAGCUUCACAGCUUUCAAACAGGUAAGUCCCAGCGAUAGGGGAGCCUUGUGGGAUUGGAGAGCCAGAGAAAAAGGUAUCUAUUUGAAAGUGUGGGAGGACGAAUUUUCUCAAGGCGAGACCAAUAUGCAUAAGGCGUUUGAUUGGAUUUACUAGUUUGUAAUAAUUUUAUCACACAUAUGAAAAUCAAAGUUUGUAAAUACUCUUCAUUAAUGCAAGAGAAUAAUCAUUCUAAGGACUACCAUUUAACACAAGAAGUUAUAUGUUGCUCCUUAUA
This is a messenger RNA of Brassica napus (rape), 2815 nucleotides long. Its product is annotated as S-protein homolog 17-like. The transcript has a single exon. The record is from RefSeq and is a predicted model, not a curated record. Lineage: Eukaryota; Viridiplantae; Streptophyta; Magnoliopsida; Brassicales; Brassicaceae. Bases 2290 to 2694 code for a protein of 134 amino acids.